AUGCGCCCCAUUCUGCUGUUGCUCGCGCUGGCUACCGUAGCCCUUGGGUGCUGGACACCGCCUUGCCGAGGAUGGUGCCGCCAUGACUCUGACUGCCCCGAGGAUAGCAUCUGUAAUGGCAGAAAAUGUGAGAAAUGGACGCUAGAUGCGGGGAAGCGCCAUUCGCGACCAGCGUGCAGCGAGAACGACGAUUGCCCGGCUGACCAGCAAUGUGUAGCCGGAAACUGUGAGCCAAUAUGGGACACGCUGGACGCCAACAAACGCCAUCCGCGACCAGAGUGCGGCGAGGACUCUGAUUGCCCGGCUGACAGCAUCUGUGUAUCCGGAAGUUGUCAGAAAUGGAAGAUGGAUGUGGCAACACGCAGUCGUCGUAGCGAUGACCCUCAUUUUUGCCGCAAGCUACGGUGCACGGACAGA
This is a messenger RNA of Mesorhabditis spiculigera, 417 nucleotides long. The record is from the annotation of a GenBank genome assembly. NCBI's taxonomy places the organism in Eukaryota, Metazoa, Nematoda, Chromadorea, Rhabditida, Rhabditidae.